AUGAAAGCUGACAUUGGAAUACAUUUUAUUAUCGCAAUAUUCAUUUUGUUCGAGUCGUGGACCACUGCUAUUGACAUUCCGUAUGAAGAUCUUAGCAACCCAUAUAAGUUCUGCCCACCACGGUCCAGUUGUGCGGGAGUCGACCAGAAAUCGGCAGCCUCUGAGGUCUUAGACAAUUACGACGGCAUUGGCGGACUGAAGCGAAACUGCCUGUGUGACGACCGGUGCGGCGAUUACGGAGAUUGUUGCACCGACUCGACGCACUUUGACCCAGUGGAACAGCAGAGGUCCGCUGCUCGUUACGGUUGCGUGCUCACCGAAGACAGCGGUGGUGGCACGUACGUCGUGAACAGGUGUCCGGCCACGUGGACGAACACGCGGGUGCGGGACGCUUGCCAUGCGGCCGCCGUAGAUACGGACAGCAUGCUCGGUAAUCCCGUGACUAGCCGGACGACGGGACAAGCGUACCAGAACCGGUUCUGCGCCGUGUGCAACGGUGAUGCGGCCGACCCGAUCCUUUGGGACACGCGGAUCGUUUGCAAUGCCCUUCUCGGCGUGACCCCGGGCGCCGAACAAGCGGUGCUCGACACGCUCAGGUACGACGCGACCGCUGGCAAGUGGGAGGUCAAGUACAUCGGUGACACGUACAAUUGCGACCAGAUUUUAGUGCCACCGGCCACGACCCGUAUCCGAAGGUGUCUACCAAAUGCCGUGGUCACGUGUCAUCCCCGGUGGCCGAACGACGAGAUCCGGUCAAACUGCGAGGCGUACACGACAGUGAUGUACUACGACAGUCUGUCGUACAAGAACAUACACUGCGCCAUAUGCAACCACGUGCUAGUGCAGAACGUUACGUGUCAGACGAGUAGUGUUCACGUGAGGUUUCCCAACCAAUUUGCUGUGCGCAGCUUCACCGCGUUAUUCGUCGCGCAGCCCGGCCACCGCGAGUGCCGCGGCCCAGACAUGUUCUACGACCCGUUCAACAAGACAUGCCAGUCCCUGCGGACGUCGGUGGCCGACGACGGCGUGCUGCUCAACUGUUCCGUUGUGGCCAUGUACUCGGUCCCGCCUGAAGGCUGGCGACCGCCCAACGCCGAUGCCGAGUACGUGACGUUAGAAAACGGCACGAUGGCGGUGUGCGCGGACGCCAAUCAUCCGGCCACCGCCGAGACGCUCAGGUAUGUGGUUCUCACUUACGUGGGCCUGGGCGUGUCCGCGGUGUUGCUAAUCGUGCACCUGGCCGUGUUCGCCGUGCUUCCCGAGAUGAAGAACCUGUCCGGCAAGAACCUGGCGUCGUUUUGUGUGUCGCUCUUGUGCUCGUACGCGGCGUUCCUUGUCGGCAACUGGCUGACCGGUCCCGCGUGCUACGCCGGCGCCGCAUUCACCUAUUACGCUUUCCUCACGUCGUUUGCGUGGAUGUUGGUGAUGAGUUUCGACUGCUGGCGCUCGCUGCGCCUGGCCACCGUCGAGUUGCGCGUCACCAGUGGCCGGCAGACGAAAAAGUUCCUCGUCUACUCGGCCGUCUGCUGGCUGGUGCCGGCCAUGAUGACGUUCGUGGCGGUGGCCGCGGACGCCGUGCCCGCCGUGCCCAAAGACGUCCGUCCCCGGUUUGGCGAAGACCAGUGCUGGUUCGGCAGCAAGACCGCGCUGUUGCUGUUCUUCGCCGGCCCACUGACCACCAUCAUGGCCGUGAACGUCGUGCUGUUCGGCUGGACCGCGUACAUGAUCCACUCGAGCCGGGCCACCGUCCGUCACAUCAACACGCGCCACGUGCGCCGCGACUUCCGCAUGUACUGCCGUCUCGGCGUACUCAUGGGCCUGACGUGGUCCACCGGCAUAGUGGCCAGCUACACGGACGCCAAGUACAUGUGGAUGGUGUUCGUUGUCCUCAACACGUUCCAGGGCCUGUUCGUGUUCAUUGCGUUCACGUGCCGCCGCCGCAUACUGGACUCGCUCGUCCGCGGCGUCGGUGGCGCCAACCUCGGCCUCAGCCAUCUGUCUCACGAAAAGUCCAAGGACGGCGACAAGCACUCCCGCGGCCCUCCCCCGUCGUCGUUCUCCUGGUCGUCCAGCGACAACGGCACGCCAAUGAGUUCGGAGAAAACGACGGACACCCUAUACUGA
This is a messenger RNA of Macrosiphum euphorbiae (potato aphid), 2124 nucleotides long. The record is from the annotation of a GenBank genome assembly. Lineage: Eukaryota; Metazoa; Arthropoda; Insecta; Hemiptera; Aphididae.